Molecule: messenger RNA, 5911 nt
Organism: Monodelphis domestica (gray short-tailed opossum)
Lineage: Eukaryota; Metazoa; Chordata; Mammalia; Didelphimorphia; Didelphidae
Gene: CLCC1
Product: chloride channel CLIC like 1
Cellular component (GO): endoplasmic reticulum; membrane
Molecular function (GO): chloride channel activity
Source: RefSeq, a predicted model, not a curated record
CUCCCUACGUCUUCGGCCUUCAGGGCGCGUAGGGAAAGGGCUCCGCCCGCUUCGAACCGUCAGUUUCUCGUGGCGAUUCUGGCAGUGAUCCGAAGGCGUCAGUGCGUUUGUUUACGUCGUACGCCUAGGCGGCUGAGUAUAUGUUUGUGGCUGUUGUGUGUCUGGGGGACCCCGGGAAGGCGACGGCCAGGCGUAGGACUCUCGAGUGGGCAGCGGGGUCCAUACUCUGGGGAGAGGAAGGCUUUCUCUCCGUGCCGAGGUUUUCUCAUCCAUCAAGUGGAGAGGGUUAAGUCCCCAAUUUGGGGUGACCUUGUUUAUUAGGGAACUCUUUCCGUCCCCUCCCUCACCCUAGGUCUGGGUCUGGAGCCCAGCCCCCUCCGCGCCUGCUGCACUGCUCUUUGCUGGCCCCGCGGAGAUCACAGACCGAUUCAUCCAGGAUGCUGAAUUCUUUGUUGCUAUGUAUAUUUCUAUUAAUGGUACCUGGUUAUGCAUAUGAUGAUGAAUGGGUUGACCCUACAGAUAUGCUUAAUUAUGAUGCUGCUUCUGGAACAAUGAGAAAAGCUCCUCAGGUGAACUAUGGAAAACCAGAAAAGAAGGAAAUAAGUCUUACGGAUUCCAACUUGUCAUGUGCUGAAGAAAUGUCAGAAUGUUAUAAAAGACUUGAUUCUUUAACUUACAAGAUUGGUGAGUGUGAGAAGAAAAAGAGAAAAGACUAUGAAAGCCAGAGUAAUCAUGUUUUUAGGAGAUAUUUAAAUAAAAUUUUAAUUGAAGCUGGAAAACUUGGACUUCCCACUGAGGAUGAAGGUGUUAUGCAUUAUGAUGCUGAGAUUAUCCUUAAAAAAGAGACAUUAUUAGAAAUCCAGAAGUUUCUCAAUGGAGAAGACUGGAAAUCAGGAGCCUUAGAUGAUGCACUAAGUGAUAUCCUAAUUAAUUUUAAAUUUCAUAAUUUUGAGACCUGGAAAUGGAAUUUUGAGACAACCUUUGGUGUGGAUCCAUAUAAUGUAUUCAUGGUACUCCUGUGUUUGUUGUGCAUUGUUAUAUUAAUAGCUACUGAAUUAUGGACAUAUAUUCGUUGGUAUACUCAGUUAAAACGUGUUUUAUUCAUCAGUUUCCUUGUUAGUUUUGGAUGGAAUUGGAUCUAUUUAUAUAAGUUAGCCUUUGCAAAACAUCAAGCUGAAGUUGCCAAAUUGGAACCAUUAAACAAUGUUUGUGCUGAGAAGAUAGACUGGGUUGGAGGCGUAUUUGAAUGGCUUAGAAGUUCAUGGACAUUUCGGGAUGACCCUUGCCAAAAGUACUAUGAGCUACUAUUAGUUAACCCCAUUUGGUUGGUUCCACCAACAAAGGCAUUGGCAGUUACUUUUACCAACUUUGUAACCGAGCCAUUGAAGCAUAUUGGACAAGGAACUGGUGAAUUUAUGAGAGCCCUUAUGAAGGAAAUACCAGUAUUACUUCACAUUCCAGUGUUGAUCAUCUUGGCUCUGGGUGUAUUGGGUUUCUGCUAUGGCACAGGAAAAUCAGUCGGUGUGUGGCGACAUUUAAGAGACUCGGAGAGAGAACCAUACCCAGCACUGCACCAGGGCAAAGGAAGAUCACAGGGGGAAAUUGAUUAUAGGCGUCACGCUGGAUCAGGUGAUACAGGUCUCUGUUGUCGGAGCCAUAUUUGUCAGAGUGAUCGAGGCCCUUAUUCCAAAGCAGAUGAGUGUAGAGGAGAUUUUUUGAGAGAGAGAGAUGCUGACUUGAGAUUUCAGACUGGCAACAGGAGUCCUGAAGUCCUACGGGCAUUUGAUAUGCCAGAUGCAAAAGCAGAAGAGCAUCCCAAGCUGGUCCCCUAUCAGAAAUCACCCAUUUUGGAUAAAAAUCCAGAAGAGACUGGUAUAAUCUCAGAAAACAGCAAAAUGAAGGAAACUAACAGUGAAAUGAGCCAUAUAGAAUCAUCCUCUGAGCAGAUCCCUGGGAGUAAGGACAGUGAGCUACUUCCAGCAGAGGAGAUCCCACUGCGAGUUGAAGCUGGGAGCAGCAUUUCACAAGCUGGGAUCCCCAGCUCAUCCACCGUCUUAGAUAGAAGACGGGAAAAGAACCAAGAAGACAGCCAGCCUGGCUGGGAGGAGGUGGCCACGGACAAAUGUGAAUAACCGCAAGGCCUCGUGCUUUUCUAUUUUUCUUAUCAAGCACCCUGUGUACUCUGUUUAUGUUCUGGUAUUUUCUACAAAAGUGCCAACAGGAUUGAUGGAGAUGACCUUCUAGCUUAGGUAACAAGUAAAGUUUGUAGAAGUAUGUUCUAUGUGGACUUGAUGACUACAUUUCAUUUCCUUUUCCUCUUUAGUAUAAUUCUGGCAUUUUCACAGUUUAGUAAUACUAAUUUUGGAGUAAGGUCUCACUUCACAUUUUACAAUGAACGUUAAUGCCCCUUAAUCAAAACUAAUGAUGUUUCACUGAGCAUCACUAGUUUGGAUUAGUUAGUGAAAAGUUGGUAUUGGAGAAUAUUUUCACAGAAAUAGUUUUACUAUUUUUCAGGCAUUAUACAGUGAGCAAAACUAAUGGAUAACAGUAUUGCCAAAUGGCUGCCCUCCCUCUAUACUGACUUUAAUGAGCAAGAACAAUUGAUGAUACAUUUUACACAGAUAGUGCUGCUAGAGUGAUCUAGUGCUUGAAAUUAAGGAGUUUAAUUUCUCAAGUGGGACACCUCUCUUUUUGUUCUUUAUUAGGGAGUGGCCUUAAUUUUUCAUACCAAGGAUUACUCUUGGAUGCACCUAAACUGAUUUUCAUCUUCUUUGCAGCAACACUUUUCACACUUCCUCAAGUAACCAGGCACACAGGAAUUUGUAUAUGAAACUCAAUAUAAAACUAUAAAACUGAGGCCUGAGCUCCUGUGCCUGUAUUUCAAUAAGCCAUUGUUGUUUGGAAUAUAAACUUUUCACCAUUAGAUCCCUGUUCUGAGCCAUUGAGCUUCAUAGAGCUCUUUACCCUGGCACCAAAUGCUUCUAGACAAACACAUUUAUGUUAUAUUCUAGUUUCUUUUUUCUUCCUUUUUUGUGAUUGUGAUCAGCACUUCACAUCUUGCUGCUUCUGAUACUCUGUGAGGGCGUAUAAAUUACCAGGCUAACCAGAUAACCAGACUUGUCUGUCAUUGCAGUUACUGCAGAGUCAAGUUGACUGUGACCUAAAAGAUUAAUUCCGAAUACAGGGCAUACACUUUGGCAAAAUGACUGUCUUAAGUGCAAUUUUUAUUGUAUUUCCUCUAAACCCUUUGCGUUGGAUAUCUAGAAAUGUGACCCCAGGUAAACGGGAUUAUCUGUUUCAUCUCUAAUUUGCUUGGCCAACUCCAUUUUCAUAGAUAAUGUACAAGUAAAUUUCCAUGUAGACAUACACUGCCUCACAUUACUAAUUAACGGCAUUUAAAUUACUGAAAUUUUGUUUUUUCGACCAGUAGAGAUCAUAGAACACUAAGACUGACUUAUCAGGAUACAAAUACUUUAGAACUUUGGUGUAUUAUUAUUUUUUUUAUAACAGGUGCCCUCUUUAGCUUAGGCAUAUUUGGGUAGCAGUUUCCAAUUUUAAAUAUUCUCUUUGCUAGAAAAUUUGAAAUACAUUUAGUUGUCUCUGUGAGGCAACAUGGAGUAGUGAAUGGAGAGCUGAUUUUAGAGCCAGGAAGACCUGACUCAAGCCUGAAUUCUUAACACAUACUGAUGGUUCUUUUGGUAAGUCACUUAACUUCUCAGUAUUCUAGGUAUCUCGCUAAAAUUAUAAUUAUAGAGAAGGUUUUGAUCCUCGUUAGUAGAGGUGAGUUUCCUUUCAGAAUUUUCUAUGCCAAGGAAGUCAUAGAUGUAGUCUCCAUUUUUAAAGCGUAUUUGCAUGAUAUUUUGAUUUGCAAAUCCUUAAUUAUUUUCCCACAGUGAUUUUGUCACUAUUUUUCUUAUUUCUGGGUUCUUUUAAAUAUUUGAUCAGGGAAAAUUUUCAUUUCUGAGUUUGAUUUAAUUAUGUCUUGGUUACAAACAUAAGAAUACAUUCUUUAAUUUUUGUAUGAUAUCAUUUGGUAAAUAAAUUUUAAUUUUAAAAUUUUUACAACUUUUCAGGAAGACACCUAAUGCAAAAAAUAUUGAGAUGUACUUUGGUAUAGAUUUGUAGACAUGGAAAAGAGUUGAGACGAGCAGUUGGUCAUCCUCGAGCACCUUAAUCAGUCUUCAUUGUUGCAUAAAAUUAAGUCUUUAGCUUCCUAGGGUUUUAGCGAAUUGUGCUGUAUUUCUAAGCCUUAUAAAAAUUUUUUUUCUUUAGAGAUUUUGUUAUCAUUGGAGAAUAAAUCCUCUGAGAUCAAACAAGAAGACAAAUUAACUGUUGCUGCUGAACAUUUACAAUCAUGUGUGUAAUUAGAAUUUUGCUCCCCAGGACACACUUUCCCAGCAUCCCACUUGUAUACAUAUUUACUAACUAAAGGAAGAUAUAAGUUUUGUGUAGCUCCUCCCUCUCCCUCUUCUUCCUCAAACCUUCCCAGACCCUGACUGUGGAGGUUGGGUUGGAGCCAGGCAGGAAAACUUUACUUCUGUGGCUUUACUCAGGCUUUUACUUUUGUUCUUUUAUUUCUUCUACUUCCAGUAAUUAUUAAUAAAUCUUAUAAAAUGUAAUACUUAGAGUUAUUGGGUAUUAAUUUAAAUCUUACACAUGCAAGAUUGAUUUUUGUUAAAAAACAAGAUAAAUAUAUCAUUUUCCUAUCUGGUUGGCAGGGAGGAUUGAGGCUUGCUUUUUCUUAGUCACUAAUUUCCAUUAAGGGUUCCUUUAUGGUUAGGGUACAUAGUGGCAAUUAUGCUUUCAGAAAAAUUCCUGUGCUAGUAGGCUUAAAGGUUUAUGAAAUACUCUUCAGUGAAGUUGGUUUCUUGUCAUUCACGGUAGUUAUGUCCUAUAAAGCCCCUACAAACACUGAAUUAGCCACUACGGAACCAUUGCUUCUAGGAGAAAUACAGCAAUAGGUUCCUGUGAGGCAGUGGUCACGCCAUUUACUGUAGGACUUUCUAGAGCGACCUCACGUAUAGAUCGAGAAUUUCCUCUUCCUUUUUCUGGUUGUACCAGGUUGUUCAUUCAUUCACAUGGACCUCUCACUGGUGCUCAGACAAGGCCUAUCUCAUGUGGAUCUCUUCGGAAGCCGCCUCACAGUCUUCUUGCACUUAGCACAACACAAGGCAGCACUUAAGCACAAUGUUUGGGAGCCUUUUAAAAUGGCAGGUCAUCGACGAAAAGCAUAAAAAAACGUGGCUAUCAAAUAGAUCGAGAAAUGGGCCUUGUUUACAUCAUGAAAGCUAAAAUAAGGCCAAGUUCCACUCACUUAACUUUAGCUGGCAGCAUGUGCAACAUACAAUUUGGAUAUCUGGCCACUCUGCAUGACUAUGAAAAUGUCACAAGUAUUGGUUUUAGGCUUAAAAAUAAAUUUUUGAGUAGAUAAACGCAAAUAUGGAAUUGAGAAUAAUGAGGAUCAUUUGUAAUGGUUAUAAUAUUUUUUAAGAACCAAAAUGUGUGCAAAAUAAAUGUUUAUUUUUAUAUCAAGACUAAAAUAUAAAGUUUUGGUUUAUUUUUUCUAAGUUAUACUUUAUCUUUGAAAUUUCAUAAAGUAGGAAAUAUGGCAGAUGACAAGAUUUGAACUGGCAACAGUGUGACUCGAGGCAAGUCACAUAUCUCUGUGCCUCAGGAAAAAAAAAGGGGCAGCUGAUUUCGUGGCCUUUUGUUGAGCUUUAAAAAUGUGGACUCGGGAAACUUUGCCACCAUCUCCAUAGUUCCUCCUGGAUUGUGUUGGGUAAUAUAAAUAAAUGCAGAUAAUUUAGGUGAGUUAUCUUAUAUCCUACAGCUUUGUUGAAGUUGUCUCAAUUAUUUUUUUAGUUGAUGCUUCUAGAAAUUUCUAAAUAAACCAUCAUAUCCUCUGCAAAAA